CCAUGUUCUAGUUUAUGGCAACUGCCAAAAAGUCGGCCAUUUUGCAGGUUUGACGAAAACUGCUACACGUGUUCUGGCAUUAAAAUGGCAGUAACUAAGAAACCCGCGCCUAAAAAGGCCCAAUUGCAUCAAAAGGGUAAGAAGGGAGUCAAGGGUGGUCAAAUCCGCGGUAAAGGAAUGAAAAGAAAAAUCAACUUGAAGUUCACAAUUGACUGCACACACCCCGCUGAGGACAGCAUCUUGGAUGUCGGCAACUUCGAGAAAUACCUCAAGGAGCAUGUAAAGGUUGAGAACAAAACAAAUAACCUAGGAAAUCACGUUGUCAUCGCUAGGGACAAGACGAAGGUUGCUAUCAACGCAGACAUUCCCUUCUCCAAGAGGUACCUGAAAUACUUGACAAAGCGGUACCUCAAGAAGAACAACCUUAGGGACUGGCUGCGUGUGGUUGCAUCUGCUCAUGAUGCAUACGAACUCCGUUACUUCAACAUCAACGCUGAUAGCGAUAAUGAAGACAAUGAAGAUUAAACUGUUGCUAAAUAAAAUAGUUUUACACUAAA
Papilio machaon (common yellow swallowtail) is the source of this 557-nucleotide messenger RNA. It is a transcript of the gene RpL22, whose product is annotated as 60S ribosomal protein L22. Gene Ontology annotation, biological process: cytoplasmic translation. Gene Ontology annotation, cellular component: ribosome. Gene Ontology annotation, molecular function: RNA binding; structural constituent of ribosome. NCBI's taxonomy places the organism in Eukaryota, Metazoa, Arthropoda, Insecta, Lepidoptera, Papilionidae. Bases 85 to 525 code for a protein of 146 amino acids. The record is from RefSeq and is a predicted model, not a curated record. The transcript is spliced from 3 exons.